Messenger RNA from Thalassophryne amazonica, 2833 nucleotides. RefSeq lists its product as uncharacterized. The transcript has 11 exons. Lineage: Eukaryota; Metazoa; Chordata; Actinopteri; Batrachoidiformes; Batrachoididae. The record is from RefSeq and is a predicted model, not a curated record. The coding region runs from base 74 to 2833 and encodes 919 amino acids.
CCGACACCUCAGGUGAAUCAGACAAGAGCAGUAGGAUACGGUUCACUGCAGAAAACUGCACCACCAGACCAAAAUGAGCUUCGCAACGUCUCUCGGGACGCAAGUUUUUAUCACAGCCUAUCUGCUGUUCGUGAUGGGAUGUGUUGCACAGAAAGUGUACUUUGACUGUGGAGCCAAAGUGGAUGUAAGUGAUGUCCAAGGCCUUAUUCUGUCACCUGGCUUCCCUUCCAACUACUCCUCUGGGACCCACUGCGUCUGGCAGUUCUUUGUUCCUGUCAACUACCAGAUUAUUUUAGAGAUAUUUGACUUUGAUGUAUUUGAAAGCCAAGAGUCAACUGCGGAAUAUACUGCUAUUGGUAAUGGUGAAGAAGAAGCAAGAGGCGAAGAGAUGUUUUUCAAACCUGGCAGCUUAAUGGUAGAAGGAACAAAACCAACACCUGAAGGUCCUGUUAAUCAAAGUGAUGGGGCACAAACACAGCAGGCCUCCCAAGAUGGUUUUCUCCCUGGGGUUGUGCAUCCUGGACACAAGAAUGCCAACUCUGUCUCUUCCUUUCACCUCAGAGAAGACCUGAAUCUCAGUCCUGACACACACCAAGCUAUGGAGGAGACUGCAGUUGCCUCACUACAACCCACUAAUACUCCAGAAGCAAGCACCGAAGCCCAGCAGUCUGGACUGGACACUUGUCCUCAUGACGUUCUCUACAUCUCUGAUCUCAUCACUUUCUCAUCCAGGUUCUGUGGAUCCAACCGUCCUCCCAACAACCAGUUAGUGUUUGGCUCAAGCCAUGAGAUGGUGGAAGUCAUCAUGGAGCUUAUCACCACCACCCACUGGGGCCGUGGCUUUGCUAUUCUCUUCCACUACCACAAUCUGACUGAGCCAGGAGGACACAAGCACGUCUUCACUGCCACAACCAACAAGGUUGGCUCACUGCUGGCUGCUGUGAGUGGAGCUGCCAUCUUGACUAUGAUACUUACAAGUGCCGUCUGCAUAGUUUUCAGGCAAAAUCUGUGUCCAAAAAGAUCCAGCUCCUGUCCAGCCACCAACUCUGAGGUACCAGAGAGGGUCCAGAAUGCUGGCGUGGACGUCAGCGAGCUGCAGCUGAUUACUGAUAAUCAAACCAACCUGGAGCUGACGGUGGAGCGGGAGAACCAGACAGGAGGUGCUGUUAGUGACAUUUCCCAAAAUGCAGAGUUGAAGCUUUCUUCCAGCGCUUUGACUGAGCUUGACAUUGGUGCAGACGAUGCCUUCACUGCGUUGUCGGCCCCCAGCCCAAGCAGAACGCUGCUGUCCUCUCAUACGCAGUGGGACAGGUUUCUGAGGCAUAGUGACACAGGUUCGAAUCCUGCAGGUGAUUGGGCCUCACCAGACUGUACCGCUGCACCUCCUGGUGCCACGUCCGGCAUCAGGCCGAGGGCGUGGAGCGUCCGCACCUUUCAGGACCUCAUCCCGCCGAUCCCACAGCUACACAAGAAGUGGUGCAGCUGGAACUCCAGCAGUCCCUUCACCAAGCUGGUGGACAGCGUCAGUACCACAACCAUUACACCCAAUGCUUAUAAGGAGCACUCACAUGGUUUUACUUUUAAUUUAUCUGCAUUAACCUCAAAGGAAAAAAUAAUCUAUUUUCAGAAUGAAUUUAUUGUUACAGGAUCCGUACCAGAGAGGGUCCAGAAUGCUGGCGUGGACGUCAGCGAGCUGCAGCUGAUUACUGAUAAUCAAACCAACCUGGAGCUGACGGUGGAGCGGGAGAACCAGACAGGAGGUGCUGUUAGUGACAUUUCCCAAAAUGCAGAGUUGAAGCUUUCUUCCAGCGCUUUGACUGAGCUUGACAUUGGUGCAGACGAUGCCUUCACUGCGUUGUCGGCCCCCAGCCCAAGCAGAACGCUGCUGUCCUCUCAUACGCAGUGGGACAGGUUUCUGAGGCAUAGUGACACAGGUUCGAAUCCUGCAGGUGAUUGGGCCUCACCAGACUGUACCGCUGCACCUCCUGGUGCCACGUCCGGCAUCAGGCCGAGGGCGUGGAGCGUCCGCACCUUUCAGGACCUCAUCCCGCCGAUCCCACAGCUACACAAGAAGUGGUGCAGCUGGAACUCCAGCAGUCCCUUCACCAAGCUGGUGGACAGCGCUCCGUCCAGUCUUGUAGUAGAUGGUCGAGGUGGUGAUACCAGGAAGGUCUUCUCAGAUGUUCACCUGGCAUCCAAGGCAGGCAGCAGCCCCAUCUGCGACUCGUCCCACAGCAGUGCCUCCUACCCCCUGGCGCAGCCUGCCCAAAGGCAGCGGCGCCUCAACUCCACCAGCAACUUGCGCCGCUCCCUCUUCACAGGGCCGUGUUUCGGCCUGCUCUCUGGGAUGACCAACUCUACCAAGGCCUCGGGAACGUCUCAUGACAGAGUCGCCUUCUCCGAGGGCACGUCAGGUUCGUCCUCCUGCCCUCAGGGUCAGGGUGAGGGUGUUCAACCCAGAAAGAAGUCUGACUUCUCAGGCGAGGAGGACCAUAUCAGCAUGCCAGUGUUUGCAAUCUGUGAAGAGGAAGACCGGCAGCCACUAGUCCAAGCUGAGCACCAGGGUCAGGAUUCUUCCUCUGCUGUGCUGAACAGACCAGUCAGCGGGUCAUAUGAGCAGAACAGGAUGGCUGCAGGAAGUGCCAGCCUUUCCCUCCAUGGGCCCAGAACUGAGUGGGAGUCUUGGGGGAACCAGGCAUCCAGAGUAGUUACUCCACAGCCUACCAUUUCACCCACCAUCUAUGGGUUAAACCCGGCUUUCUCUGAUGGCAGUGACACCCAGCUGUCCCUGAACAAAUCAGCAGAGUCGUACACUUUGACCAAGCAGAUGUGA